GCAGAAGUUGAGUUUGCCUUUGACAAUGCCAAAGCAGAAAAUUCUCAGGGUGCCUCACCAACUAUUUGAGGUAAAUAAGAAAGCCUAUGAACCUUAUGUCGUUUCUAUUGGCCCAUACCAUCGCGGUAAAGAUCACUUGAAGGAAAUGGAAGAACAAAAGGUGCGAUGUUUAUAUAGGCUUCUUCACUGGACAAAUGAAAAUGUUGAAAUAUAUCUAUCAGCCAUAAAGGAUAUGGCGAAAGAAGCUCGUAAUUGUUAUUCAGAACCUUUAGAUAUUUCCGAAGAAGAAUUUCUAGAAAUGAUGGUCCUUGAUGGAUGUUUUAUUAUUCAGUUCCUGAAGGACAACUUGGAAAAUUUCUGCUACAGCGGUCUGCUCUCCACAAGCAUUUGGCAUGAUUUGGCUCUAAUUGAGAAUCAACUUCCCUUUUUUGUACUUUGUCAGUUAUUGGACAGAAUCCCCAGAACGUUUUUCGACUCGGUGGGCUCUACAGAUCCAAAACGCUUGUUUAUCAAUGCCUUCCUUAGAGCGUAUGAAGGUAAAAUGCCAGGGCUCAGGGUUGACACAACUUAUGAUGCCGAUUCCAUGAAAAAUAUCAAUCAUAUAGUCCACUUAUUACACUCCAAUUGGCAUCCUUCAAACAAAGCAACGAAUGAUGAAAACCCUUUGGAGCCAGAACAUAAGAGUUGGAGAUACAUACGUUCGGCUACAGAAUUAAGAGAGGCAGGAAUUGAUUUCAAAGUGGUUAAGACAAAAGAGAAUGAGAAAAGUUGCUUAUUUGAUAUCAAGUUUGAAAAAGGGAUACUAGAGAUGCCAAAAGUAACUAUUGAGGAUGACACGGAGAGUUUGUAUCGUAACCUCAUUGCCUGGGAACAGCUUGCCAAUGGAAGUCCAGCAUUCUUAACUCAAUAUGUUUCAGUCAUGGAUUCCCUAAUCAACUCAGGUAAGGAUGUGGAGUUACUUUGUAAGAAAGGGAUAAUUGAUAAUUGGUUAGGUGAUGAUGAAUCAGUUGCGGUAUUGUUCAACAGGCUCAGAGAUCAUACUACUCUCUACAGCAGACAGUUCUUUUACGCCGGGUUAUUUAAGGAUGUCAACAAGCAUUAUGGAAGAACCUGGAAUCAGUGGAAGGCAUACUUAUUGCACAAGUAUUUCAACAAUCCGUGGGCUUUUAUCUCCUUCCUUGCUGCAACUUUGUUGAUUCUACUUACGGUGCUACAAACUAUAUUUACAAUCUUACCUCGUCAGCAUUGAAAUUUCAAAGUGCAAGCGACCCAAGAUGAAAUGGUAUGACCAAAAUGUGUGAGAAAUGCAAGUGUUACAUAGACUAGUGCCACAUUUGUUUUCUGUAAUCGUCAUAUCGUAUUGUCCUGUAUCUUGUUUUUUAAGGUAUGUUUUGUUGGGUUUCUUUAAGCUUGUAAGUUACCGUAUUGUAAGUUAUCAUCUUGUGCUGUAUUGUACUGUAUUGUUAAGAGCACAAGUAAAUCCAUUACCAAACU
This is a messenger RNA of Rubroshorea leprosula, 1494 nucleotides long. NCBI's taxonomy places the organism in Eukaryota, Viridiplantae, Streptophyta, Magnoliopsida, Malvales, Dipterocarpaceae. The record is from the annotation of a GenBank genome assembly.